AAAUUUCUGUAAUCCUAGAUUACAUCAUUUUGAAAAUCGGAUCCUCUCUCAACUUUUUCUUUCUCACUUGCAAAUAUUUAAACUAAAUUCUUUCUUGCACGAUUUGUGACAGUUUUUGUUUUCAUUUUCUUGCACUGUUGCCACAGAUCUAGUUUCAAUUCGAUGCCAUAAAUUCUCUCUCUAUGCCGAGACGAUUUGAAUCUUCGUUCCAAAAUUGUCAUUUUUUUACAACCCUAUUUCCCUCAAUAUCCUAUCUUCUAUCUACCAAAGUAUCAUCUCGAACAGGAUCUAUCUGCCAUUGUUUCGAACAAGAUUGUUUUGAAUAAGUUUGCCUUAAACCAGAAAAAAAAAGACUGUCUUCUCUUCUCCAAUUCCUCAGCUGUGUUCGGACACUCCUAGGUAGCUGUCGGUUUCCGCGAACCACCCUUUCCUCAAAAUUUUCCGAAACCUGCAUCUCCGCGGAGGUACAGAACAAAAGACAGAACUCUGAGGUCAAAAUCUGGUUAGGGUUUUGCCUCGUUUGCGUCAAUGGAUUUCGCUCGGGACGGCAACGUGGUGCAAAUAAUCACCGGCGGUGGAGGCGGAGGCGGAGGCGGAGAGAGCUGGUCCGGCGACCAAGCCGAUUGGGCGACGGAGGACGAGUACCGGUUCUGGAACAACAACAACAGCGGUGGGGACUCAGAAACGACGCCGUCGAACUCGAAUUACGAGGGGCGGUCGUCGGAGCCGCCGAGCAAAAAGUCGCGGAAUUCCUCGCAGGAAGGGAGCUCCUCGAACCGGUCGAAGGCGAUCGGGAAGAUGUUCUUCAAGACGAAGCUGUGCUGCAAGUUCAGGGCGGGGACCUGCCCUUACAUCACCAACUGCAACUUCGCCCACAGCAUCGAGGAGCUGCGGCGCCCGCCGCCCAAUUGGCAGGAGAUCGUGGCGGCCCACGAGGAGGAGAAGGCGGUGAUGAUCGAGCCGCCGAGGGAGGAGUUUCAGAUUCCCACAGUGGGGUCUACCACCUUCUCAGGGGAAAUGAUGCAGAGGUCCUACAAGGGAAGGCAUUGUAAGAAGUUUUACACGGAGGAAGGGUGCCCCUAUGGAGAUAGUUGCACCUUUCUUCACGAUGAGCAAUCGAAGAAUCGCGAGAGUGUUGCUAUAAGUUUGGGCCCUGGUGGUUACGGUGGCGGCGGCGGCGGCGGCGGCGGUGUUGGUGGUGGUGCCAGUGGUGGUAAUGGUGGUGCUAAUGCUGCUGGGAAUGGGCCUAAUUCGAAGCCCUCUAAUUGGAAAACCAGGAUUUGCAAUAAGUGGGAGAUGACAGGGUAUUGCCCCUUUGGCAAUAAGUGUCAUUUUGCUCAUGGUGCCACAGAAUUGCACAGAUAUGGAGGCGGGCUUAUGGAGGGAGAAAAUAGAGAUGCUGCUUCUGCAGUUGCUGGUGACACAAAUAAGGGAGUGCCUUCAAAAGCUUCUGCCGAUAAUGUGGUUGCAGCAGUUACUCUUGUCGCUCAUUCUGAUGUGUAUCAUAUUGGAGUCCCUUCACAAAGGCCUUCUUCCAUGGUGAUUCAGAGGCCAGGACAGAGAGCACAUCAGAAGUGGAAAGGUCCAGAUAAAAUCAGUAGGAUAUAUGGUGAUUGGAUUGAUGACAUCGAAUAGAGUUUUAAUCCCAUUCAUGGAAACGACUGAUGAGGGCUUAUGUACUAUCAAAACGCAAUAUUUUUCAUUCACAUGUUAAUUUUUCUUAAGAUCCUUAACUUCCAACGGGAAUAGCAUUUUAGAUCGUUUCAUUGAUAACUGUUUUGUAGGUUUAUGCUUGGUGGUGUAUUCACCUUCCUUAAUACGUUGAUUCUCUGGUGUCUAAAUGUAGCAACAUCUUCCCUUGUAUUUGCAUCCGAUAGUAUCCCAUAAUUUUUAUUUUAGCAAGAACUUAUUCA
Molecule: messenger RNA, 1913 nt
Organism: Glycine soja
Lineage: Eukaryota; Viridiplantae; Streptophyta; Magnoliopsida; Fabales; Fabaceae
Product: zinc finger CCCH domain-containing protein 12-like
Exons: 2
Coding region: 529-1635 (368 amino acids)
Molecular function (GO): mRNA binding; metal ion binding
Source: RefSeq, a predicted model, not a curated record